This is a messenger RNA of Hypanus sabinus (Atlantic stingray), 6131 nucleotides long. It is a transcript of the gene pawr, whose product is annotated as PRKC, apoptosis, WT1, regulator. NCBI's taxonomy places the organism in Eukaryota, Metazoa, Chordata, Chondrichthyes, Myliobatiformes, Dasyatidae. Bases 548 to 1546 code for a protein of 332 amino acids. The record is from RefSeq and is a predicted model, not a curated record. Gene Ontology annotation, biological process: positive regulation of apoptotic process; apoptotic process. Gene Ontology annotation, cellular component: cytoplasm. The transcript has 7 exons.
CAGUGCCUCUUUUAAACCUUUUUCUUGUGAACUCGCGACAGGCGAAAAACUCUCACUUCCCUGAAUUAUUGCUCCUGUGAUCGUCCACGCCACCCUCCAGGGAUACUUCUAACGCGCAACCCUGAAGAAGUUUUAUUUUAACAGGAGUGCAAGAGAAUUGUGCGUAUUUUAACGCCUGAAACUGGAUUUUAGAAAUCGCCAGCUUACAACGUGUGCAGGCAUUCCAGCCCCGGGGAGCUGUUUUAUAAAGUUCGAUUGUUGUUUCAAAAACAGAGAUUUAACACUUCCUUUUUCACUUUUGAAGAUUUUUUUCGAAAGUUAUUUUUCGUGGUGGGUUGGACCUACAGGGCAGGGGGGAGGGAGAAACACUCCGCCCUGCCGGAAUCUCUUUGUCGACCCGGGCGGCGCUGGUUCGUCGGGCGUGCGGGUGCAAUCAGGUUGCUCCGGGCCGCCAGAGGCGACGCUGGAGUUCUCCCCAACUUUUUCCCAAAUCUUGUGGAAGUUUUUGUUGUGUGUGCCGGCGAGAGGAACGUGCUUGUUUGAGACGAUGGCGAGCGGGGGUUACCGGCCUCCCGGGAACACUACCGACUUCCUGGAGGAAUGGAAGGCCAAGAGGGAGAAGAUGCGCGCCCGCUUCGCUGCCGCCACCGGCGCUAAUAAUUCCGUCAACUGCGAUGCCGGGACCAACCGUAACGGCUCCGCACCGCCGGUGGCCGAGCUGAACAGCGGCGGCGGCGGCGACCGAGCUGCGGUCCCGCCGGGAACGGCGAGCACCGGCGGCAGGGCGGCAGCGCGGCGCAGCGACGAGGAAGCGAGAAGCGGCGAAGGUGCCGCCAGGAAUCCGGCGGCGGACGGUGUUGAAACGGAGCCUCCGCCGCCUUCUGCCCCUCCUGCCGCCGCCGCCGCCGCCGCCUCGUCGCCUCCCGUUUGCCCGAAGAACAAGGAGAAAAAAAGUUCGGGACCGAGCGCCCGCAAGGGCAAGGGGCAGAUCGAGAAACGGAAACUGAGGGAGAAGAGGAGAUCUACGGGGGUCGUCAACAUCCCCUCGACGGAGAGCCCUGACGAGGACAAUGACCCUUCGGAACAGAAGCUGCACCAGAGAGAGGAUGCCACCACUCAGCAGAACACCAUCCUGAAUGAGUCCAUUACAUCGGACACAGGCAGCCCGUAUCCAGAAACUUCUAGAACUACAAGUCGAUGGAAAAGCUCCAUGGGUGCUCCUGAAGAAGACAUCCCUACGUACACAACCAAUAAUCGAUACUCUGGUCGAGGGGAGAGGAUGGGCUAUGGUCGCUAUGGCAACUCUGCAAGCUAUGGUGGUUCAUUAGAGAAGAAAUUGGAAGAAUUUGAAAAGGAACUCGCCAAGGAGAGGCAAGAAAAUCAGAAGCUGCUCAAACAGCUACAGGAUCGGGAUGAUCUCAUCGGGAAACUGAAGGAAGAAAUCGACCUUCUUAACAGAGAUCUGGAUGAAAUUGAAGACGAGAAUGACCAGCUGAAGCAAGAAAACAAGACACUGCUGAAAGUAGUUGGCCAGCUCACCAGGUAGAAGUUUGCCUUCUCCUACAGCACACCACUCCGUGUCAGUCUGACUGAUAACAUUGCCUUCCUGGACUGCGCUUUGCAAACGAAAUACAAGGGCCGGACUGUGAACGAGAACUCCCAAGUUCACACCACCCCUCAGUUGAGAAUAUUACACACCUUUUCAAAGUCCUCUAUCACAUACAGAUGUAUUGCAUCAGGCUCCAUUGACCUUCUGUAGAACCUGCUGGGUUAAAUAAAAUUCCCGAUGUAUUUCCUUGGAUGACCUGCAAGAACCUCUGUUGCAGAGCUGUUUAUGAGCAGAUCGGCGGGUUGAAUCACGGCUGCUGUCUUGUUAUCCAUGAAAUACAAGUCCAGUUCACCCCAUGGCGGUUUCUGCUACGUUCAAACAUCACAAGAGGAGGAUGCAUGUCAAAGCUAUAAAUGGUUCCAAGAAGUGAGAUUUCACUGCUGCAAGCAAGCCCUCAUUUUAAGAUGUGGAUAAAUCCUCAAACCGUACAACUUCUAUGUGCACAAUAUUUUCUCGGCUCAUGUAUUCAAAACUUUGCGUGUUAAAAUGUACUUUGCUCGAGAACCUUGAAAGGCAUUGAUCCUGUAGUAUCAGUCUUGUGCUGAACCUGCGACACGGAGAUGUAGAAUUUCUCUUUCAAAAUUCAUUCCAUUUCAACACUUAAAAGAAGCUUGGUAGGUACAUGGAUGGGAGGGGUAUUGAGGGCUAUGGUCCCGGUGCCGGUCAAUGGGACGAGGGAGGAUAACAGUUGGUAUGGACAAGAUGGGCCGAAGAGCCUGUUUUUUUAUGCUGUAGUCCUCUCUGAUUGGGUAGAAGUUGUAAUAUAAACAACAGGAGGAGCCAGUCAGCCUUUUGAGCUUGUUCCAUUAUACAUUAAGAAUGUGGUUGAUCUGAUCCACAUCUUGACUUCCCUCCUCGAUCCUAGCAACCAAUGAUUUCCCCGCAAAUCCUCCGAGGCCCUGAACACACCUAAGGAAAUCAGAGGAGUAGCCCGCUCUAUCUCGCCAUUCCAUAUGAUUAUGGCUGAUCUGCCAUAGGCCGCGUCUCCUCUCCUGUUCCUGUUUCCCGUUGCCUCAAUCCCCUGGUAGAACAUGGAACUUGGAACAGCACUGGGCAGGAACAGGCCACAAUAUUGUUUUAAAUACUUAGACUAAAGACACUAAACCUUUCUACCUGCAGAAGGUUCAUUCUCUGCACACUCACGUGCCUAAGUGCCCCUUAAACACCUCUAGCAUAUCAGCCUCCAACACCACCCCUGGCAAUGCAAUGCAGACACCCACCAUUCCCGCUGUAGAACAUUGUCUAUGAAUUUACCGACUCUCCCCUGUCAUCUAGUAUUGAACUUUGAAUUUUCCCUCUUAGAUAUCCUCUAGUAUUAAACAUUUCAACCCUGGGGGAAAAGAUUUCGGCUGUCUGCACACUUCUAUCAGGUCACUACUUGGCCUCCAGAGAAAAUAACCAUUGUAAUCUUUCAAAUAUUUAUCUGCCUCCACUUUAAAUACCCCCAAUCUUUUAGCCUCCACAUCUUCAUUGGGCGGAGAAUUCCACAUAUGGUGCAGACUCCAUAUUUCAAGGAUUCCUACAUUCUCUGAGAAUUGGAGAGUGGGCGUGGAAGAAAACCCCAAACUGCUGGAGGAAAUAAGUGUGUCAGGCAGCAUCCGUGGAGGGACAGUCAACAUUUUGAGGCAAGACCUUCUUCUGACAGGCAGUGUCUGAGAAGAACUUUGCCUCAAGCAGUAUGCCCUCAUCUGACACCAUGGCCCAUAGUUUUAUGUUCACUUCUGAAGGGAAUAAACCUCUCAGUAUCCUCAGAAUCUUGUGUGUGUUUCCAUAGGAUCAUCUCUUAAAGCCUGAGUGUAGGCCCCACGUGCUCAAUCUUUCCUCAUGAGCUCAUCCCAGGAUUCAGUGAUCUCUUAAUCACAAUCAGGUUUAUUAUCAGUCAUAUACAAUAUGAAUUUUGUUGCUUCACAACAGCAAUAAAGUGCAAACAUAAAUAUUGCAAAAAAAAAAGGAAUACUGAGAUAUUCCUGAACCAUUCAAAAAUCUGAUGGCGGAGGGGAAGAAGUUGUUUCUGAAUUGUUGAGUGUGUGUCUUCAGGCUCCUGUGCCCUGCCCCCGAUGGUAAUAAUGUGAAGAGGGCAUCUCCUGUGUGCUGAAGGUCCUUGAUCAGGCAUUCUGCCUUUUCGAGGCAUUGCCUCUUGAAGAUGUCCUCGAUGGUGGGGUGGGUUGUGCCCGUGAUAGAGCAGACUGAGUUUACAACCCUCCGCAGCCUCUUUCGUUCCUGUGCACGGGAGCCUCUGCCCCAGACGGUGAUGCAACCGGGUAGGAUGCUUUCCACCAUACAUCUGUAGAAAAUUUCUAGUCUCUGUUGACAUACCAAAUGGACUCAAACUCUUUAUGAAGUAGAGCCACUGGUGUGCCCAUUACACCCAGGAUAGAUCCUCUGAGAUGCUGACACCCAGGAACUUGAAACUGCUCAACCUUGCCACCACUGCCUCUCAGUGAGGACUGGUGUUGGAUCUCCUGACUCCCCUUCGUGAAGUCCACAAUCAAUCUCGGUGUUAUCGAUGAUGAGUACGGGAUAGUUGUGAUACCACUCAAUCAGCCAAACUAUCACCAUCUGUGAGAUUCUGCGAACACCAGUGGUGUCAUCUAUGAAUUUUCAGCCACACAGUCAUGAUCGUAGAGGAAGUAGAUUAGUGGGCUAAGUGUGCAUCGUUGCUGAAUGUCAGCGAGGAGGAAGUGUUCUGUAUUGUCUGAGGUCUCCCGAUGAAGAGGCCAUGUUGUUCUCCACCUUUCCUCACUCUGGGUUGAGGAAGCUAACUUCAAAAGUCAGCUUGUGGGUUUCCCGGUGACUUCGGAGAGUUAACGACCUGCUGUUUUGUCACUGUGUUGUGAGACUGUUUUAUUGGUAACAGAUGCAGUGUGGAUACAGCCUGCUGCGAUGUCAGUGUAAUAAACUCGCAUUGUCACUCGGUGUGAAAUGCACUGUGCCAGCCUCUCCCUCUUCCCCUCCCCGUCCCCCACAGUCAUCUGACUGCAUAUAUACAACCAAUCGAAAUAACUUUCCUCCGGACCACGGUACACCCACAAAGCAUAUUUCACACAACACCUAAACCUAAAUAUUACCAUAUACAAGUUAACAAAAUAUAAUUCAAUAUGCAUGUGGUGUGUAGUACAGGUAAACAAACAGUAAACAGCUCACUGUUUUGAUGGUGGCUGGGCAUUCAUUAGUCUCACAGCCCGUGGGAAGAUGCUUUUACCCAGUCUGGCAGACCCAGUCCUGAUGCUUCUGGACAUCAUUCCUGAAGGUAGUGGGUCAAAGAGAUUGUGUCUUUCAGAGUUUUUUUUCUCGGUAAUCAUUAAAAAAUAAAACUGCAGAAUGUUGGUGCACGAAGAGGCAGACAGUACAUUACUGCCUAUCGGGAAUGACUGAACAUAGCAUUAUAAACAUUACAGCACAAUACAGGCCCUUUGGCCCACAAUGUUGUACUGACCUUUUAACCUACGCUAAGGUCAAUCUAACUCUUCUCCCCUACAUAAUCCUCCAAUUUUCUAUUAUUCAUGUGGCUACCUAAGAGUUUCUUAUAGAUCUGCCUCUACCACCACCCCUGGCAGGGCAUUCCAUAUACUCACCACUCUUGGUGUAAAAAAAACCUACCCCAACAUCCCCGCUAUACUUCCCUCCAAUCACCUUAAAAUUAUACCCCUGGUAUUAGCCACUUCCACCCUGGCUCUCCGCUCCAUCUAGGCCUAUUAUUUAUCAUACCUUUGCCUGUUUGAAUACCAUCAUAUUCUUAAUCAUUUUUAUUUCUUGCAUUGCGUCUUCUGUUUGAUUGAAAAAAACAAUCUGUGUGAUGGAAUCAGUUUCAAAUAGAUUUGGUGUGGAUUAGGUCUCUGUAGUUCUUCUACUGGGGCAUAGGCUGCUUUUCCUGGGCCAGUCUAGGCAAAGAUCCUUCCUCUCCCAGGGAUGUGGUCUUUGGAGCUCCUGUUGGUGUUUCUGUAACACUGUGUUUUUACGGGAUGGGGUUGCUAGCCUCAUGCCCAGCCCUCCUCCUCUUGCAGCCAGGCUUGGGACCGUCCAUGGCGGAGUUUUCUCUGUGGCUGGUGUGUGCUUAACUAGUGAUGCGGGUCACUGAAUUCAGCCUCUGGACUUUGGUGCAGUCGAACUAGAUUGUGGAGGUGGGAUCUGCAAUUGAAUGGAAUAACAUAAUCUAGCGAGGGCGCCCGAAUAAAGGGCACACUUCUGUCUUCACAACACUUAGAAUAUUCAUAGCUAUAAAUCACGUUUGGUGUUAGUUGGCUUGCAGCGCAUCAAGAUUACAGCAGAAAAUGUAAAAAAAAAGUCUUUUCAAUGAAUCCACUUAAAAAUAUUAAAAAGCCUGGAGCUUUGAACUUUACAGAGGCCAGCAUAAGAAAUGCAGGGAAUGAGUUCUGACUGUUGCUAUUUCUUGUGACUUCUGACAUGCAUUUGAUUUCCUUCUAGGUUAGAUUAGUGCAUCAGGAAGAAUGGUACAUUGUAAAACUGUGCUGUUGCAGAUAGAUUUAUGCAAAAUAAACUCUGACGCAUGUCACAACUAAAA